Messenger RNA from Blepharisma stoltei, 318 nucleotides. The record is from the annotation of a GenBank genome assembly. NCBI's taxonomy places the organism in Eukaryota, Ciliophora, Heterotrichea, Heterotrichida, Blepharismidae.
AUGGGAGGAAAAGGUGGAAAAGGAGGAAAAGGAUUAGGAAAAGUUGGAGCAAAGAAAAGACAUAGAAGAGUUAUAAGAGAAAACAUCCAAGGCAUUACUAAGCCUGCCAUUAGAAGAUUGGCAAGAAGAGGAGGUGUUAAAAGACUCUCAGGAUUAGUCUAUGAUGAAACAAGAAACGUACUUAAAGUAUUUUUGGAAGGUGUUGUAAGAGAUGCUGUAACCUAUACUGAGCACGCAAGAAGAAAGACUGUGACAGCACUUGAUGUAGUUUAUGCCCUUAAAAGACAAGGAAGGACACUUUACGGAUUUGGAGGCUAA